AUGUCUUUACCCAAAGAACCAACAUCAAUUUCAUACGUCCUCGAUAGAUUCUCACGCUGGCCUUCUCCAUAUCGGAAUGAAGACUCAAAUAACACCACUGCAAUCAAUGCUGAUAAUAGUAACAGCAUUAAUGACCAAUCCGGGACUCCCUGGAGGCAUUAUCACCAGCCGAAUAUUAUAUUAAAGCUUGAAAAUAUGUAUCCUCCUAAUAUGACAGGCGGCGGCGGUGAGCCGAUUCUCACGGUUUAUGAUGAUAAGGGAAGCAUUGUGGAACAAUUCAACGCGUCGUACAAAUACGCUUCUACCACGAAAGCCAGAAUGGGGCUAAAAUCUCCAGUUAUAGGAAUAAAAUAUUGCGAAACUGAGAUUGAUGGGAUUGGUCGCACCACUGAAAAAUUUAUAAAACUUCAAAUAAGAUUUCAGAAUAUAGAAGAUUUCGAAUCAUGUUCGUCUAUACUCGGUAGAUACAUUACAAAAAGAGAUUCAUUAAUUACAACUACUUCAACGGUUGGAUCAAUUUCUGCUACUGCUGGUGCUGGAGCUCAAUUCAAUUGGAAUCAAUCAGAGCAUCCAACACCAAGAAUUUUCGCAGCAGCAACAGAUGCCUUUUAUAAUCAAGCGCCGUCACGGGCUCAACCAAUUCGGGCUCCUUUAAUAUGUGUCCCGUCAUACGAAUUAUCAAAACACACUAAUCGUAAUAUAAAUAAUCAAUUAAACAAUUCACAGGAGAGUAACGUCAGUGGUAAUCACCAUCAAAACAUUCAAUUAUCACUUGCAAAGCAACAAGAAACAUCAUCGAAUCAAUCCAAUACUCUGUCGCAGCAAUACCAAGAUCGUGAUUCUAACGUGUUGCAACCAUCAUCGUCACUAACAUAUUCAUCACCAUCACACCAGCAACACAGUCUAAAUAGUAAUCAUGGUAAAGAACAAACAUAUCCAAUAAAUAUUAACCGUCAGGAUACCUUCGACUCAUCUUCUUUGCAUAUGGAAGACAGGUUUACAUUCAAUUCUCAGCCACAGCCGCAACAAAAUUAUCAACUUUCAUCAUCGCAAACCUCUCCGCAACACACAACAUCCGAUAAAAAUAAUUUUUAUCAAACACAAGAUCGGAAUACAUAUUCGGCGGUAAAUUCAUUAAAUAAUAAUCGAAUGCAAUUAGCUACAGAAAUAUCAGAUCUUUUUAGUAGUUCAAGUGCAUCAGAAGAGAACAACAACAACAGCAAUAUUAUCUGGCCUACAACACAAUCAUUUAAUCAACAAGCUGUUCGAUCUUCUAAUGUUGUUGAAAAUAGCAAUGAUCAUCCACAACAACCCUCAGGUAGUGAUUCUAAUACUAUGGCUACCAGCACUACAGAAUCGCAGAAGAAAACGAUUGAUGUGGUUUCUCUCCUGUCUCCGUCGCCUCCGGCUGCCUACAUCAAAAAAGAAUUGAGUCUGGUGGAUUUGACGAUAGACGAUGAAGUCUCGCCUGACGACCUUUUUAACAAUAACAAUCAGCAACAACCAUAUCAAAUAAAGUUGAAUGGUGAAAUUCCUCGUGCUCCUACAAGUUUAAAUCGAAUUUCCCCACAAUCUAAUCUAUCCUCAUCAUCACAUCAUCCUAUUAUUACCCAAAGAGAUCCAAUCUUCGCUCAGAAAUCAGAAAAUAAAACUAGUUGCACAACAGAGAUAGGACAACAUUCAACUUCAUAUCCUGAGAAGAGAUUCUCGUCAGAUCGUCAAAAAUUAUUUGACCAAAAUCCUCGAGCUCCAGAACCACAGUCACGACUAAAAACAAAACAACCUCAAACAAAUGCAUUUUUUAUGGAUACAGAAGACGAACAACAAAAUCUUCCAUUUUCAUCUAAUGCCUCAGAGAAUAUGACAUCAUUUCCUCUUCAACAACAUCCAGCAGGACAAUCGAGCACUGCGCCUUCUACUUCACAUGCUGCUGCAACUACCGCGGAUUCAACAAUUGGGUCGUUACGUAAACAAAUUGCGGCAAUUCAAGAACGACAACAAAGACAAAUAAUAACUAAUAAUAAUCCUAUCCCAACGGAUGACGAUCAACUUGAGGAAUGGGUUGUAAAUAUAUUAAAAGACCCUGAAUUCCGUGAGCUGGUCUCAAGAGUUGACAAAUUAUGGAAGGCGCGUUUCAUAGUAGAUGACAUGUUAAAAUAA
This is a messenger RNA of Ambispora leptoticha, 2160 nucleotides long. The record is from the annotation of a GenBank genome assembly. NCBI's taxonomy places the organism in Eukaryota, Fungi, Glomeromycota, Glomeromycetes, Archaeosporales, Ambisporaceae.